CUCGCUCCAUCGAAUUCGUUUUGUAGAGUAGGGAUUUCCAUUUAAAUAAUAGGUCAUAAUGAUUGUUUUUACUUAGUAAACAAUGUCUAGCAGAUCAACAAUAUCGUUAGCAAACACCUAGAGUAGAUCCACGAUGAUGUCUAAGUAACAAAUAUUUGAAAAACCGUGAUUUAUGUGUUGUUUUGGUGCCAGUCACUUAUAUUGAUUUAUCGUAAGCCAGUGACCUGUUUUUCUGUUAUAAAUGUGUUACUCGUAAAUAAUUAAUGAAAUCAUUAGAAAAAGGCCUGAGGAUCAUUGAAGAUGACUUUCUGACAAUAAUACCAACGUAAUACCUAGUUAUAAAUGAGAGAAAGCUGUGAACAUGAGCACGGAAUCUGAAUUUUCUAUACAGUGUUGAAAAUUUUCUUAAUAAUUGUUAUGGUGUUCUUGUUUUAAUAUGAUGACGCCAAUUGAAGAAAAUAAAGAUGAAAAGAUCCGCGUGGGCAUGGUGCAAGUGUCGGACGGCAAGUCGCGCCCGCGGCCUGCGCGUCUCGUGCUCAGUAUGGACGCAGUGACGGUGCAACGAGAGGUACCCGUUGUGGUGCCCGUGCGGGACAAGAAUGUGCCGCAUGCUAGGGAGCGCAUGGUGCAAAUAACCCGGCAGAAGGUUGGCGGCCUUGGACUCAGCAUAAAGGGUGGAGCGGAACACAAGCUGCCCAUCCUCAUAUCCAAGAUAUAUAAGGACCAGGCGGCGGACCAAACGGGGCAGUUGUUUGUUGGUGAUGCAGUUAUUAAAGUAAAUGGCGAGUACAUCACGGCCUGCUCACACGACGAUGCGGUCACCAUUCUAAGGAACGCGGGUGAUAUUGUCGUCUUGACCGUCAAGCACUACCGAGCAGCCACUCCUUUUCUGCAGAAACAAGCGGACGGCGCGUCCGACACAGACAGCAGUACGGGCGACGAGCACCCGUCCCUGCACGGCAAGCCAGUCGACGCCAAUUGCAACGAGAAGGCUGAACAGACCAAUGGCGGAUGGCAGACUGCGUGGGGCGAGGAGGAGAGCUCCCGGCCCGGCAGCGCGGCAGGUUCGCUUCGCUCGCGGCCGUCGUCGGUCGCCUCCGACCGGCUGCAGGGAGGGGCCGACCACACGCAGGGAGCCAAGGAGUGGAGGGACGUCGUUUCGGUACCUUUAAUGAUGGGAUAUGUCACAAGAUAUGUCUUCGGAACGGAUAAGCUAAGGCCGGGCGCUUUUGAAGUCCGCGGCGCCCGACCACAGAUAACGACGGGCGUGAUCCACGCGGAGGACCCCGCGGCGCUGUCGCAGUGGCUCAAGAGCAUAUCGGACAACAUCGUCGGCCUCACCAAUCUACAGAUGAAGCUGUUCAACCGUCAGCUGGCCGUGGGCGAGCGCAUCGAGUACAUGGGCUGGGUGCACGAGGGAGUGCUGUGCGGCGCGCAGCCCUGGCAGACCUACCGACCCAAGUUCCUGCUGCUCAAGGGCACCGACGUCAUGUUGUUCGACGUUCCCCCGAUGAACAUCGCGGAACUUACAAAAUGCCCAGAGACCCUCAAAGUGUACCAGACCAUGUUCCGCACCGUGAAAGAGAGCGAGACAGUGGACUGGCGGCAGCACUGCUUCCUCGUGCAGAGCAGCGGCGCCGGGCCCGGCGGCGGCGCGGCGGGCCCGCGCUACUUCAGCGCCGAGACCCGGCGCGAGCUGCUGCGCGUCGAGGCCGCCUGGACCAGCAACAUCGUCAACUCCGUCACCAGGCUGCAGAAAAAGACGUUUACGGUGGUGCACGGCGGGCGAGCAGCAGGCCUGACGUUGGACUGGUCGUCGGGGUUCUCGCUCAGCGAGGGCACACCAGGCGCGCCGCCUGUGUGGGCCUAUAGGUUCUCACAGUUGAGGGGCUCGAGCGACGAUGGAAAAUCGAAGCUAAAACUACAUUUUCAAGACGCUGAGACCAAGGUCAUAGAAACAAAGGAGCUGGAAUGCCAGAUUCUGCAGAGCCUGCUGUUUUGCAUGCACGCGUUCCUCACCGCCAAGGUGGCGUCUGUCGACCCCGCCUUCCUCGCGUCCAUGCACCAGAACAAUUGACACUCGGUGACCAGCGACUAAACAUGUACAGAACGUUUAGUCGUCGACAGCACAUGAAGACCUUAAUGAGGUAAAAAUAAAGCUCACUUUGCUUUGACACAUUUUGUCUCGUUGAGGCGUUGUUUAUCGUUUAACUAAAACUGUUACAUUUUUAAUUGUUUCAAAUUGUUAAUAGGUACAUUACAUUUUGCUGAAUAAGCUUAGCAAAGUGGAUAUUUGGACUAUGGGGCAAAUCUAGGGUGAUACGUGU
Messenger RNA from Cydia amplana, 2327 nucleotides. It is a transcript of the gene Syn2, whose product is annotated as gamma-1-syntrophin. Bases 437 to 2077 code for a protein of 546 amino acids. Gene Ontology annotation, molecular function: protein binding; structural molecule activity. The transcript has 14 exons. The record is from RefSeq and is a predicted model, not a curated record. NCBI's taxonomy places the organism in Eukaryota, Metazoa, Arthropoda, Insecta, Lepidoptera, Tortricidae. Gene Ontology annotation, cellular component: intracellular anatomical structure; dystrophin-associated glycoprotein complex.